This is a messenger RNA of Naegleria lovaniensis, 9246 nucleotides long. RefSeq lists its product as uncharacterized. Lineage: Eukaryota; Heterolobosea; Eutetramitea; Acrasida; Naegleriidae. Gene Ontology annotation, molecular function: ATP binding; protein serine/threonine kinase activity. Gene Ontology annotation, biological process: protein phosphorylation. Gene Ontology annotation, cellular component: cytoplasm. The record is from RefSeq and is a predicted model, not a curated record. The coding region runs from base 1 to 9246 and encodes 3081 amino acids. The transcript is spliced from 2 exons.
AUGUCCCACUAUGUGUGGAAUAGAUUUUCCUUGUAUUUUCAAAUUGUUUCCUCUUUCAUGAAAAUUAAUUCGCGAAAUGAUGAAAAAAUUCAAGAAAUUAAAAAGAAAUUACUCAUACAGCAAGAAAUAUUGAAUGAGAUGAAAGAAAAGCAACAACACGAAACUUCACAAGAAGCUAUUGAAUUAUACAACAUUGAAAUUGAGAAGAUAGAGGAGCGACUAAACAGACAAAUGAGUAUUUUGCAACAAUAUGAAGACGAAGUGAGAAACAUGCAAGACACUACUCUUGAUUUGAGUUGUAAAUUUAUUUUUCAAUUUAUUAUGAUCAUCUCAGUGGUAGUAAUGCUCUUCUACUUGUAUUUCAGUUGCUUACUCAUCCAAAACUUUGUGUAUUCACAGCAACAACAGCAACAACAAAUAUCAUACCUUCCUCAAUGGAAACUCUCACAACCCAACAUACAGUCAUGCCAAAGUGUGCAAAGUGAUGAGAGUGGAGGUAGCUUGUUUCUAGGUGGAAAGUUUACAUCAAAUAUCCAAUUUAACAGCCCAUCAACAGCUCAGCUUUCCACCACGCUUCAAAGCGAGGCCUAUUUAUUGAGAGUCACUGCCAAUGGAACUGUGAAUUGGACGUACCAAAUACCCUCAACAGUGAUUAACUCACAAAUCAUACCGAAUCUUCAAUCGACAGAGGUUGUUUCAAUUCGAUCAUUGCAAGACACUGGCUCUCAAUAUGUGGCUGUAGGUGUGAUUAAUAACAAUGAAGGAUUGUUCAUUGUAAAGUUUUCGAGCAAUGCAGGUUCUUCCGUAGUUGUCGAUUGGACAAAAGUGAUUAGAGGGGACUACCUCAAUGUUCAAGACGUUACUUUUUCAUCAAGCAACAUUGUAGUCGUUGGAUCUUUUAAAGGAGUAGUUACUGUUUCGGAUUCUCUAAAAUUGGGUGGUUCUGCAAACGGCAAUGGUACGAACACUCCUCCAAUUACAUCACUACCCGAAAAUUUGUAUGUUCUUACCUUUGAUCCUUCGAGUGGAAAUCCUCAGAAUGCAAUGACAAACGUCAUUGAUAACACCAAUGAUGCAAAUGUGAAAAUCAUCCCAAAGAGUGUUUAUUUCGAUUCUUUUGCGAAUGAAUGCUAUGUGAUUGGAACCUUUGUUGCUGCAGUUAAUUAUAGGAUUACAUUCAACCGGUCACCAACUGGUGGUAAUGAUACGAAUACUGUUACUAUUCAAUCUACGGGCUCAGGAAAUGACAUGUUCGCUUUCAAGUAUUCCUUCACCAGUAAUGGCGUUUCAUGGAUUACAACUGUUGGUGGUAUUGAUGGCAAUGAAGAUGGAAUAUCAGUUUACCUUAAUAACAACCAAUUAUUGGUACUUGGAAAAAGUACAUCGAAACAAGCCAUCACUUUUGACACUCAAAACCGAUUCACAAAUACAGUUUCGAGUAGUGAGUGGUCAUACUUGAUUCUCUAUACAUCGAGCACGGGUGGUGUUUCACAAGUAAUCCCAAUAGGAAGAGAUGACUCUAAUGCAGUACUGAGAGCAAAUGAUUUGAUCGUUAAAAAUAAUGUACUAACGAUUGGUGCUUCUUUUAAAGGAAGCGUUACUUUACCUGGAGGUAGUACCAUAUCUGCCACUUCCAUGAAUUUGGUCUUUUUACAAUUUCCAGCCACAUCACUGAAUUCUGUUUCUCAAUAUGUGACGUAUGCUUCAAGUCAAGAUUCCACCAUGAAUGGAUUUUCUGUUGUGAGAAAUCAAGAGAUAGAUGUCUUCUAUGCAGGAGGUUCAUUGAACGGAGGAGAAAGUUUUAUGACGUACUUGAUACCAGUUUAUAAUUUUACUUUUGAGGUGGAUUCCCCAAAGAGUUUACUUGCGUUGGAUGCAUCUAGUGGUGACAUCACAACCACAAUCAACUUAAAGCUAUUGAACAAGCCUGCCACAAUUAACAGUGAUCCCAACAUGGUUUUUAUUUAUCCUGGCCGAACUCAAUAUCCUCUCACAACAUCUGACACUCUCUAUUCAGUGGCCAACGUAAAAAUUACCAAAGACAUGGCAAGCGCAGGGAAAGUUGGCGUGGAGGUUUGGAAUUUUGCAAAUCAAUAUUUGGCAAUUUUUGCAACGUAUACCAAUUUAUCCAUUCCUUUUAUUUCCAAACAAAGCUUUGACUUGGUAGAUCACGCGUCUGUUGUGAAUCAACAGAACCUCAUUUUAACACAAGUUGUGCUUAAUAACCCAAAUUUAGAUAUUCAGAACGUGUACAUCAACAUUAGCAAUGUCAUGUCACCUUUACAAAAAGAUGCCUCUGGUAAAGUGUUUGCUCCGUUAAGUACGAGUUCCACGACACCAAAAGGCAUUCAAAGCGUGAAUAUGGCCUUACAACAAGGCCCGAAUUCAUACGUGAACAUGUCCCUCAAUGCCAUCAAUGUCUACUUUUUUGAUCCAACCAAUAGUCCUCUCAUUCUUUCUCCCAUACAAACCACAACAGUCUUGGUCUAUAACAAUAGUGAAAAUAACGUUGGAAAAUUUUGGAAUUUCACACUUGAUUUUGGAAACGAAUUGAAUAAUCCUGUGAUUUUGCAAAGCUAUGUGAGCCCUAACAAGCUGUGCUGUCGUUACAAUGGAGCAGUGUAUCCGGUUUCAAUUACCAAACCUACCUCUAUUUUUACAUGCUCUGUUCCAAUAAGUAAUGCUGAGGUUGCCAAUUUGAGGUUGAAUUUAUGUUAUCAGUUCAAUGCAACCUAUGCAUUUGAUAUCUCUACUCAAGUGCAAAGUAAUAUUAUAACAUUCGAGAAGAAACAGCUGGUAUUUGCCAAUUCAGUACCUUCUAGCUUGAAUUUGGACGUAAUUGAUAAGCAAUACUCGUCACAACCCACCUUCCCAUUCACGAACUUGUUCCUUGACGAAUGGAGCAGAAUUAAUCGUAAUAACCUUCCUUUUGUUCAGUUAGAUUUAAAAAUUCAACAACAAUAUCCACAAACUAACUUGGUUUACAACCCAAUUUCGAGUAUUGCCACAGGAACCUUUCAACUGUCAUCGGUGAAUAUGCCUAACAUUCCUACUAACAAUGUAGUUGCGCCAUUUACAAAUGUGACUCUCUCGUUGACUUUCAAUAAGACUACUGAGCUCACAAAUAACAUUACCAUCUAUUACUUGAGAUAUAAUGAAUUUGCGGGAUUUCAAAACUUUUUAGCUGCCAACGGAAGUAUCUCUGUGGUCAUGAACAUGAAAUAUGAAAUUCCAACCUCAUUCCUACCUUUUAUUUUCUGUAUUUUUAACAAUAGAAACUUAGAUUUGGUUCCCGUCACCAAGAUCAACAACAAUAAUUUGACAGAAUUCACAUGUCACUACAACAAUCCUGAGCCCUUACAAAACUCAACCAUUCAACUGGUAUUGAGCUACAACAAAAUGCCAACAGGCGGCAAAGCGCUCACAGACAAUGUAUCCCUUCGUGGUAGUGUUGGUGGGCUACCUCGUGUUCAAUUUCUCAUUGACCAAACCGUCAGUGUGGCUGGAAUUAAUCAAGUGAUCAUGGCACGAAUUACAACACCAAGUCCUCAAUUAAUUACCCUACUUACGAACAAUAUUUGGGUUGAUUUGAAUGGUGUGAAAUACUUUGCAAGGCCUGACCAAUUGACAGAUGGUUUGUUUUACAUUCCAUUAAUUUCCAAUAGCGUUGGAUGGAAGGAUCUUACGAUCUACACCAAUGUCAACAGUGGAAAAUUUGAAUUAUUGGGAACACAACCCCUCAAAAUAUUUUUCUUCGAUCCACUAGCUCAAAUUCAAGCAAGUUAUAGUAAUGGUUCUACCGUAGUUUAUUCACCACAGCAGCCUACACUGCCAAGUUUCGAUGUUACUAUUCAAGGUUUUGAAAUUCCCUAUUCACAGAUAUUUCCACGGACUGUUUAUUGUAAUGUAUUCGGAGCGAAUUAUCCAGCAGUAUUUUCGAGCAAUACCUCACUCAAAUGUACUGGAAUUUCACUAUUGAAAGAAGGAGAUGUGGAUAUUUACUUGACAUAUGGAGUGAACACCACAUUCUCUGUAAACAUUUCCAAGAGAACAUCUUUAUCAAUAAUUUCUAAAAAGAGUAUUACUUUUGGAGGUAACGAAUUUGAGUAUUCUGCCCUAAAAGUGAACAAUCAGUCAGAUACUAACUCAGUGAUUGUGCAAUCUAUUCCGUGGAAUAUUUCUGUUUACAACUUUGCUGUUGCUAUGGAAGAAUCCUUAUUCAAGACCUUCCCAACGCUUGAGUCUGCAGAUAAUUUUAACAUCAAGAUCAGAGAUGGUGACACUGCACUGCAAUAUUUCAACUCACCCUUAAUCAUCAAAACAACAAAACUUUCUCGCCCUCUUAUAUAUGGUCAGGUGAAUUUACCCCUCAACAGAAAUUUAUUGAGGCUGAACGUGUCAUUGGUAUUGAAGAAUGCUCCUUAUGAUGAUUUGAGUGUAGCUCCUCUUUCCAUUGUUCUCUUCAGACAAUCCUUUUUGAGUUGCCAAUCACAGAGAGUGAUAUCAAGCGGUGCCUUACUGGUGAAUACUCAAAAACCAUUCUCUCAACCAAGUGGAAUUGUUUCAUCAACAGAACAAUUGUUAUUGGACAGAUUGUAUUGUCAAUUCUAUGAUGAAGGAAAUUUGAAUCUGCUAUUGGUUAGAGCAACAAGCAUGAAUGGCGCUACCAGUGCACUCACUUGCUCAGCACCAUCCAUUGACUGGAAUUCUACAUUAAGAAAGUUUGCUCGAAUCGUUUUGAACGCCAGUCCUGAUACUGUGACCUCGGUCGUUGCAAGCACACUGGUCAUUAAUAACUCAACUACAGAUGCACAGGUAUAUCCAAUGUAUUGUAAUACGAUUCCACAUUAUACUACAUCCACUGUGUGUUCAGGAAGAGGUGUUUGCAUUCAAACAAAUACCUGUAGUUGCCAAAAGAAUUAUUUGGGAGAUAAUUGUGAGAAAACUACCUGUUUUGGAGUGCUCUCCACAGAUCCAUUGAGCUGUAGUGGCCAGGGACAAUGUACACUCUUUAAUACCUGUGUGUGUAGAGAUGGCAGUUAUGGAACCAUGUGUGAAAAUCAAAUAUUAUUUGCCUCCAAAGAUAAGACUAUCUUGACCAGCAAUAGGAAUUUGGCCAAUACUCUUUCCCAUGCUCAAUUUUAUUCCUAUGUUGUCAAUUCAGGUUCAGAGGUGACCAAGUUGCCAUGCAACGAUAUCUUCCCCACAACUUCAUUGCCUCUGAUCGGUGAAUCCAGUUGUUUCAUAAACCAACAAAAAGACUUCAUACUCUACACACCUAACACUUGGAUCAAGAAUGAUACCGUAAUUCCAGCAUUUAACAAUGUGAGAUACUAUGUGUUGGAUCCAGAUGGUGUGCCCAAACUCGAUUCUGAAACCAAUAUUGUAACCUCUACUGCUGUUCUCACCCCCACAAGCGCUUCAUUCCCUGUAGUGUUGCAAGCUACCUCAAAGAAUUUAUCUCCACUCUCUACUUUGGAAUAUAGAUGGUCUGCUGAUCAAAAUACUGAGCUCUCUAAUUUCCUUUCUGCGUACACAAACCAAAUGAUUGUGAAGAUUCCAGUAACCAAAUUGAACAGAAGAUUGAGAAGUUUAAGACAACAACUUUCAGCAAUUCCAUUCACAUUGAAUGUGAUAGACCUCACAUUUAACACUUCAACAACAGUGAAAAUGCCUUAUCAACCACAAUUAAGCACUUCCUCAAGCCCUACUUCUGUCUUGGUAUAUGGAAAGAAUCAAAUUACUUGCUCUCUGAUGGACACAUGUUUUGUUGAAUUGAACGAGGCACCCCUAAAAAGUUCAAUUAUUGACUACUCUGUUGAAGGAGCUAACAACAAUUUGAAGUUCAACACUUCUUUUCAACACUCGUUCAAAGCAUCUAGAAUAUUUAGUAGAUCUCGAAAUGAUAUUCAAAAUAAUGAUGCUCACUGUAUCAUCGCCUCCUCUCAACGAAGUUCAAGCAACACCAAGACUGCCAUUUGUGUUCGAUUCUUCUCACCACGACCAACAGAGUACUAUGUGGAAUCCAAACGAGAUGGACUUUCCAACAAGUACGCUUUAAGAUUGGUAAGAUUUAAUCCUAUCACACAAACAGUGGAAUAUCCAACUUUGGAUUCUACAAGUAGUAUAUUAUGGAAAUGUUUCUACAGUACAGAUAAUGUGAAUCGUCAAAGUUGUGACUCUCUCUUGCAGAGAAAUACUGUCGACAAUGUUGUGUAUGGGUUGUCAGGAUCCUCAGAGCUCACCAAUGCUGUAAUUCAGUUGAGUGCCUCAAUCAAUGGAACGAAUGCAAAUGGUGUAAAAUUCUCGAACACUAAUUCGAUACAUGUUGAAUUAUUGAGUGUUGUUCCUCAUAUUGUAGGAUUUGGAUACGGCAAAGGUUUGCCAUUAACUGCUGCAGUGACAAGUUUCAAACCCAUUUCAAGUAUUAGUUUUAGCAUUUGGAAAAAUGGCACGUCUAAAGUUGUGAACAACAAGCUUUUUACAACUAACUACCAAUCACCAGACAUGAAGUUUAUUUCAUCUGUGCUUGACAUUUCACAACUCAACACUGGAGCGAGAUAUACCAUUAGAUUUGAAGCCAAGACUUCUGACCAGCAAGUUGCGUUUGUUGAAAGACAAUUUUCAAUGCAAUUGGAGCCUCCAACUCCACGAUGUGGCAUUUCUCCAAAAGAAGGUAUUGCAUUUGAAACUGAGUUCACAAUUUCUUGCUUCUCUGACUCUUCCUAUGAAGAUGGUAACAUAGCUCAAUAUGGAUUUUACCUUUCCAAUGAUACCUCUGAGAUUGCACUCUCCGUCUCAACCAAGAAAUCGUUUUUCACAAGACUUCCUUACAUGGAAAAUCCAAAGUUGAAAAUUGUCAUUCGGGAUGUAUGGAAUGGUUUUACAACAAUGACGCUGCCUGUCAAAUUAACAAAUCCACUCGAAAAGAGUACACCUGAUGCGUUGAUCAGCAGCCUUCUCAAUGAAGACGCCUCGCAACAAUCCAUUGGUUUGGAUAUUGAAAACUCAUAUUAUGCUGCGGCAAGCUCACUUCCAGACAUCUCUAAAUAUUCUCAGGUAUUCCUUCCAAAAUUGAGCGCCUUUGUACAACAUGCAAAAGAAAGUGAAAUUUAUUCUAUGGACAAAGUGUUAAAGAUGGUUGACUCAAUAAUUUCAUCUUCUAAGAAUGUUCUAUCAGAUUCCAGCAAUGUUGAUUACUUGUUGAACAUUUUAGAUAAUGCUCUGAGCGUACGUGUGCUUCGAAAUUCACACAGUACAAGUUCCGACUAUGUUAAGGAUUCUGAAAUUUCCACUAUUUCAAAACUACUGGAUUUACUGUUGCCUUUAGUAAGCCCAAAAAUUCAAUACCAAUUCCUGAUCAAGUAUAAACAAGGCCUAUUUAAGGAAAGCCUGAGUGAUGAACUUUGGAGAAAUCCAUUGUUAGUUUCCACUCGUACUUUAUUGCCCUCAAUGACAAGUACCACCUCUCGCUUUAACAAUUACUUGGUAUUGAAGAAUAACUUGUAUGGAGACGAAGCCUUCAAGAAUUCUAGCUAUUUAUCAAUUCCAUCCGAAGGUAUUAAUAUUAACUUGGCUUCUCUUUUUGACACCAACACAAAUACCUCGUCAUUCAGUUUAUAUGAAGUUGAAUUGAUAUUACAAAAACAAACGACCAAGACUAGAUCAUUACUGUUGGCUUCUCUAACCACUGCUCAAAUUCUUCACUUCAAUGUUAGAAAGAAUGGUCAGGGACCUGUUUCGAUACUGAAUAGCAAUGCACCAUUAGUGAAUAUCACGUUUGACAUUGCACUUUCUACCUUGCCAACCAAUUAUAGACCUCAAUGCAAAUUAUUUUCGUCCUACGAUCAAGUACAAUCCAACCAAGAUCAAAAUUUAACAACUUUACAUGUAGCUGGCACUAAUCAAGUGACAUGCUCCAUUAAGAUAUCCGAUUUAGGCUCAGGAAGUAUCUAUGUCACCAGUAUUCCGCUAAAUAUUCCACAACCACCUCCACCCAGUUUGAGCGGUGACAACACCUUAUUGAUCGUUAUUUUGUGUACCGUAUUGGCAGGCUCUUGUGUGAUUGGAGUCUGUAUGCUGAUCAUGUGCAUAUUUGGUGUGAGAAUUGUCUUGAAACGAAGAAGAGAAAAUGCCACUGGCAGAGGAGCAAGUGCUGUUUCAUCACCCACUGGAUAUGCGUACAAACCAGCAAUGCAAACCUCCCCAACCACAGUCUCAGAUCAAACCACUACUUCCUCUUCAGAUGAUAAGAUUGAGGUUGAUACUAGCUCAACAGAGAAUCACAACGAUCGAACUGUGGUUCAUUAUGGAACCUCUGCUCAAGAAAAACCACACCAUUUACACUCCCUCCUUAAUGGACAGUAUCAAUUAUUGGAAUACAUCUCAGGAGACGAGUUUGAAAAUAUAUACAAGGCAAACGAUUUGGUGAAUAAUCAAAUUGUUGCUAUUAAGAGAGUGAACUUUAUUACAUUCGAUGAAUCAAAUUCCGCAAGAGAAUAUUCCAACUUAUCAAAAGUGAAUCACCCUCAUGUGACGCGUUUGUAUGAAACAUUUAUUGAUACGGAUGACAAGGCAAUUUGUAUGGUAUUAGAUUAUUGUCCUUUUGGAGAUUUAAAACGAUUAUUGGAAUCUAGAAGAGAAAAUGGAUCUCGUUUCGAACAAUGGGAAGUUGUGGAAAUUCUAAAACAAAUUUCACAAGCGCUGGCUUGCAUUCAUGAUCAACAUAAUUUAUGCCACACAGCUGUCAAGUUAUCAAAUAUUUUUAUUAAGGAAAUUUCACAUGAGAAAAUGAUUGUAUGUUUAGGAGAAUUUGGAAAUUCAAGAUCGCGUCACUCUUUGAACCUUACUCUUGCCAAAUCUCCAGAGGACCCAGAAAGCUUCAAACCUUCAUCUUCCUUAAAUGACCGAUUUGGAAAUUUCGCAACAGCAUUCAGACAAUCUACAAGUUCCUACUCGGAUACAUUCACAUCAACUGACAUUUUCGAUUUUGGUGUUUGCCUUUAUCAAUUACUCACGAUGGACACUUCCUUGAAUAUUGUAAAACUACAUGAGGAAGCAGAAUAUGAAAGCGAAUUCUUCAAAACAUUGAAAUCGAUCAUUGAAAAGCAAGGCUUUGAAUAUGAUCAUGAAUUGAUUGCGAUUGUACUCUCCAUGUUGGCGUUGGAUGUUAAAAAGAGACCAACAGCAUCAAAAGUCAUUCAAAUGGUUGACAAUGCUCAAAUCGGCAAGAGUAUGACUUUGUAG